AUGGCACCAGCUAAUGUAGAGGACACUGGGGCAGACAUUCCUGCAGACACAGGCGCGCAGGCUGCUCAGGAUGAGCAUGAGGGAUUUCCGGGUGGUCCGAGCAACCCAUCCGUGCUGACCCAGUAUGCGGAUCACGUUGCUUGCAGUGUAUGGACGGGAGAGGAGUGUCCUGAGUUCAAGUUAUCCUCUCAUGGGAGGAAGGUCCAUAGUUUAGGCAGGCCUGUCCCUGCCAUUGAGGGACUAGUUGUUGGGACAGGACUAAGUCCUCUGAUCGCGUGUUCGAUAGACACUGGCGAUCGGGGACUUUUGUCCUCAUUUGUUAAGCGGUGGCAUCGAGAGACGUCUAGUUUCCAUCUCCCUGUGGGAGAGGUGACGAUCACGUUGGAUGACGUCUCGUCGCUUUUGCAUCUUCCCGUGGUUGGCAACUUGCAUGUCUUUCAGCCCUUGCACGUGGAUGAUGCGAUUCAGAUGCUGGUGGACUUAUUGAUGGUCUCUGCAGAGGCCUCCAGGGCUGAGACAGGGCAGUGUCAUGGACCGUACGUACGCCUGCAAUGGGUACGUGAUAUCUACGAGCGCCGAUGCCAGGCAGGUCAUUGGACAGCUGCGGCUCGCGCGUAUCUUCUUCAUCUUCUGGGUUGCUCUCUAUUUGCUAACAAGAGUGCAACCAAUGUUCAUGUUGUGUAUUUGGAGGCCCUUCGCGACCUCAGUCAGACGGGGAGGUGGAUUGCCACGAAGAAGACCGUGAAGAGCAUACAUACACCGGUGUACAGGGAGUGCCUGGACCGACUCCAGAUUCCGGAUGUUUGUUGGAUCCCAUAUGGGGAGCAUCAACCAGUCCGGGACUUCCAUAUGAUUUCAUGCUAUUCUGGUCUCCUGCGGUGGGGGCCUGUUGUUGUGUAUUACCGACCAGAGAGGGUCAUGCGGCAGUUUGGAUACACCUAG
Messenger RNA from Glycine soja, 942 nucleotides. Its product is annotated as protein MAIN-LIKE 1-like. The transcript is spliced from 3 exons. The record is from RefSeq and is a predicted model, not a curated record. Gene Ontology annotation, biological process: meristem maintenance; meristem development. Bases 1 to 942 code for a protein of 313 amino acids. NCBI's taxonomy places the organism in Eukaryota, Viridiplantae, Streptophyta, Magnoliopsida, Fabales, Fabaceae.